Molecule: messenger RNA, 159 nt
Organism: Colletotrichum lupini
Lineage: Eukaryota; Fungi; Ascomycota; Sordariomycetes; Glomerellales; Glomerellaceae
Exons: 1
Source: RefSeq, a predicted model, not a curated record
AAUACGUUAAUAAUAAGUAUUACGAGGAUUAGUUUCGGCCUAGGUAAGGAAAUCGUUACCCUAAGUAUAAUAAAAGUAGAGACGUACUUUAGAAUAAUAACUUUUUAUAUUUUACCUAUUAAUACCCCAUUUCUCCUAUAUUUAAAAAAUAUAAAUUAA